This is a messenger RNA of Elaeis guineensis (African oil palm), 1381 nucleotides long. RefSeq names its product MADS-box transcription factor 23. Gene Ontology annotation, biological process: positive regulation of transcription by RNA polymerase II. NCBI's taxonomy places the organism in Eukaryota, Viridiplantae, Streptophyta, Magnoliopsida, Arecales, Arecaceae. The record is from RefSeq and is a predicted model, not a curated record. Gene Ontology annotation, cellular component: nucleus. Gene Ontology annotation, molecular function: RNA polymerase II transcription regulatory region sequence-specific DNA binding; DNA-binding transcription factor activity; protein dimerization activity.
UGCUCGGUUGUUCCCCGGACCACAAAGAAAAUAUAAACAACCAAUAAACAUAAUAAACAAGUGGAUAAAUAAGGAAGCGAGUGCAGGGAGGGCUCAGAUAUCAAAAUGGUAUGGUUUUAUAUGUAUUCAUUUUUUUGGUAAAGAAAUCCUUUCACCACCACCUCAUUCCUCCGUCAAAGGGGAAGAAGAAAGGCAAGGGAGAGUGGGAACCAAGCCCACCUAUUGGCCACCCUUUUCCGUUCCUUUCUAUUUUUGCCUAUAAAAUAGUAAGACUAGAUAGGAAAGGCAUCACCCACCACCUAGGCCAAAGCCAAAUAGAGAAAGAGGCUCCAACUCCGUUUGUGGCCAUUGAUAAAGCUCGUCUUCCCGGAAAUUAAGUUUUCCAUAGCAGAUCUGAUACAUCUGAUACUGGGUUUUUGGUGGGUUGAGAAGAGGAGGGAGAAGAAGAAAUAUGGGGAGGGGAAAGAUUGUGAUCCGGAGGAUUGACAACUCCACCAGCCGCCAGGUGACGUUCUCGAAGCGGAGGAACGGGCUAUUCAAGAAGGCCAAGGAGCUCGCCAUCCUCUGCGACGCCGAGGUCGGCCUCGCGAUCUUCUCCAGCACCGGCAGGCUUUACGAUUUUGCCAGCACCAGCAUGAAGUCAGUGAUAGAACGCUACAACAAGACCAAAGAGGAGAAUCAUCUAGUUAUGAAUGCAAGUUCAGAGACUAAGUUUUGGCAAAGGGAGGCAGCAAGCUUGAGGCAGCAACUGCAUAACUUGCAAGAAAGUCACCGGCAGUUGUUGGGAGAAGAGCUUUCUGGCCUAAGUGUGAAAGAUCUACAAAAUCUAGAGAACCAACUUGAGAUGAGCUUACGUGGUAUCCGAAUGAAGAAGGACCAACUUUUGAUCGAUGAAAUUCAAGAACUAAACCGAAAGGGGAACCUUAUUCACCAAGAAAAUAUCGAACUAUACAAGAAGGUAAACCUUUUUCGUCAAGAAAACAUGGAAUUGCAGAAGAAGGUUUAUGCAAUGAGGGGUGUAAAUGGCAUUGAUAAAGGUCCGAUUACUCCAUAUGGUUUUAAUGUCACCGAGGAUGCAAACAUAUCCAUUCAUCUUGAACUCAGCCAGCCACAACUGCAAACAGAUGCAACGUAAGCUGCAGCACCAAAACUAGGCUGACUUCAAUUGCAUUGACAAGAUGAUGCGCAAAUCAUGGGUUGCUCCUUGUGUAUCCUUUGCCAGUGUAGUUACAACAGCAUGCUAUUAAUGAUCACCUGUGGUGUACAAGGAAGAGAAGGAUCUAUUCCCAAAAAAUGGUGUGAAAUAAUCAGAAUAACCAAUUACUCUGUCAAGCUGUGUUACUAUUAAAAGGUGAUGGCUGUGCUAGGGAUUUCAGUUUAA